CCUCCCUCCGUCCGACAGGAAGCCUCCGUCGCCUCACGCUUUCACACCGUCCGACCCGCGACCCGCCGCCGGAGUUGACUGGAGCAACGGGGGGGGGGACGCGGCUCUUUGGUCCCGGUCCCAGUUUGAUGCCAGAACCAUGGAAGCAGUCUCGGCGUGCUCACGUGGGAAUCGCUCCUUCACGGCAGCCCAGAGUUGCGCCUAAACGCUCCGUGGGGCGUCAUGGCAAACGUGAAAGUCGCCGUACGGGUCCGUCCGCUCAGCGCCAGGGAGAAUGCGGAUGGGGGAAGGCUGGCGGUCCAGGUGGAGGACAAGUUCGUCAGGAUCCGAAACGUAAAGCUGGACGGACGUGCAGAUGGAGCAGUAGAUUCCCGGGAGAAGCUUCUGGAGUUCUGUUUUGACUACUGCUACUGGUCAGUGGACUGUGCAGACCCUCACCAUGCAUCACAGGAGGAGGUGUUCCAGGACCUGGGUGUGUCGGUGCUGUCCGGAGCGUCUGAGGGCUACAAUGUCUGUUUGUUUGCUUACGGUCAAACGGGAUCGGGAAAGACCUACACCAUGAUGGGGACGCCGAGCUCUAUUGGUUUGACUCCUCGCAUCUGUCAGGGCCUUUUUAGGUCCGAAGACACUUCCCCAAAUGGUCAGAAUUCAAGCAGAGUUGAGAUCAGCUUCUUGGAGAUCUAUAAUGAGCGUGUGAGAGACCUGCUGAGGGGAGGAGACCAGAAAAAGAGAGCCUCUCUAAGAGUCAGAGAGCAUCCUGAGAAGGGACCCUAUGUACAAGAGCUGUCACAACAUGUGGUCUCCGACUGCAAGCAGGCCAUGGACCUUUUAGAGGAGGGCAUUGGCAAUCGUAUCACCGCAGCGACCCACAACCACGAUGCCAGUAGCAGAUCCCACGCCAUCUUUACCAUCCAGUACACGCAGGCUGUCCUAGAAAAUAACCUUCCUUCAGAGACUGUCAGCAAGAUUAACCUGGUCGACUUGGCUGGAAGUGAGAGAGCAGACCCACACUACUGCAGAGACAGACUGACCGAGGGUUCCAACAUCAACAAGUCGCUGGUCACAUUGGGCAUCGUCAUCUCUGCUCUUGCCCAGAACUCCCAGAUGUCCAGCAGCUGCCAGAGCAUCAACAGCAUGGCCUCAGAGGGCGACGGCAGCACGGUGGGUAGCCACAGCAGCUCCCUGUCUGGAGGAGGCGGAGGCAGGAGGCACUGCUUCAUCCCCUACAGAGACUCAGUUCUGACGUGGUUGUUGAAGGACAGCCUCGGGGGCAACUCUAAGACUAUUAUGAUUGCAACGGUCUCACCCUCCGCCAACAGUUACAACGAGACCCUCAGCACUCUGCGCUACGCUGCCCAUGCCAGGAAUAUUGUCAAUAAGCCUCGGGUUAAUGAGGAUGCCAAUGUUCGGCUGAUCAGGGAGCUGAGGGAGGAGAUUGACAGACUGAAGAGUAUGCUUCACAGCUUUGAAAUGCAGCGCAAUCCCAGUCCAUCCCUGAGUGAUGAGAAGGAUGGAAAUCUCUCGGAUAUCGUGCUACAGAACGAACUUAAGGUGGAACAGCUGACGAAAGACUGGUCUGAAAGCUGGAGAGACAAGAGGGAGCUGCUGGAGCAGUACAGCGUAGACAUCAAUGGAGACCAGGCUGCCUUCCUCAUCAGUUCCCUGCAACCACACUUGGUCGCCCUCGACAGGGAUGUCCUCAGCACCGGGGUGGUCUUCUAUCACCUCAGGGAAGGAGUUACCCACAUUGGACCUCGGGACCAAUUUGAAGAGCCACAAAUAGUCCUACCCAGCAGUGCCAGCUGUGAGAUUGAAAACCAUGGAGGUGUGGUAACACUAAGACCAGUGUCAGGCUGCGUCUGCUUGCUCAGUGACAGAGAGGUCACUGAGCCCUGCAGGCUGGUCCAAGGGACAGUCAUAACUCUGGGAGGAGUUCACAAGUUUCGUUUCAAUCAUCCGGCAGAGGCAGCUGCUCUCCGGGAGCGUAGACGGGCCAGUGAAGGUGGCACGACUUGUCCCUAUAAUGACCUUUGCCCUUUGACUACUCACCACAGUGUCAAAGAGCCGAAGCUCCAAGAGCAGCUGGGUGCCUGUCUCUCUCCUGGUGAGGAACUCACUGCAAGGCAGCGUGUAGAGGAGCAGCAGCUCUACGUGGAAGGCUUGAGACAGCAGAUCAAAGCUGCACAAAAAGAGGCUGAGAGAGAACUGGAGAGGGAGCAGGCGCGCCUCCGUCAACAGCACGCUGAGAUCCAGCAGUGGAUCUUGCAGGAGAAACAGCAGCUGACAGCUGUAGAGCGGGUCACCCGGGAGUCAGGAGUUCAAACAGACAUUUUACCUCUGUCCUCUCUGGAACGUGCAACAACAUCUGAGUCUCAGGAUAGUCUGACACCGGUGUGUUCCUCACGGCUGUUAAGAGCCAGGAAGAAGGCGGUGCAAGAAGAGCUUUUAAAGUAUCACGCCCUUUGCCGUGCGGAAAGCCGCUACCAUCGAAAAAGGCUGCACUACCAGCUGGAAAGGAUUGGCCAUAAGCAGCAUCUGUUGGAAGCUAAGAGGGAGCUGCAGCGUCUGGAGAAGGAGCUCCCCACAGGACCAGACAGCCCCGGCUCCCCGGAGCUCGGGUCCUCAAAGCACGGGGGACAAGCGUGUGUUUCCCGCAGACACUCGUUCUCAGCAGAGCUUCUGUCUCGGCUCUAUCCGCAGCACACCCCUAUCUUCAGACAUUUCCUGAAGAGAAACAGAUCCACAGAACUGACCUUAAAUCCCUCCAAAAUGCCUGAUUCUUUGGGAGGCAGGAAAUGGGUUUCAGAUGAGUGUCUUCCUUGCGAAAGGACUCAGAGUUUUUGUGGUGCUUUUUCAGAGCAAAGGCAGUUGUGCCAGAGUAGAGUACACCCCUCUGAAAACAUCAAAAACGCUCCCAGAGAGGAGCCACAAGCUCAGCCCUGUGGGGAACGGCCUGGAAGAAAACCUCUGCUGCCAAACCGAGCUCUGUCUUUUAAAAGACAGUUCACAGACAGAUCAGAUCAGAAGUCAACAUUAAAGUCACUGCUUGGACCUACUGUGCCACCAGUCAACAAAGAGAACAUACAGGAAUCCACAAUAGACAAGCGCUGUUCUCACACUGCCUCUAGUGUCAAUGUGACAAAUCCAUCACUUGCAGAUCACAGCACAUUACUAACAUCCAGGAAGACUUUGGCUCAUUCUGCAGGGCCCAGGUUAAAGGCUGCUCUGACCAAAGUGUUCAGAAAACCCCCCUCAGGUGCAAAUGGAAGGCAAGACGCAAAACCCCUGUGGAGGAUAGCAAGCAAAUUUCACUGGAGACACAAACAAGACAAGUGCUUAAAAGACAAAAAUACGAGCCAGAGCAAAUGUGCCAUCAAAACAGCUUUUUCGUGUGAGGCGCUGGACCGAAGGCCUUCCUUUGAUGACAUUGGAGAGAGGCAGUGGCAUAGUACCGAGGCGCUGAUGAACAAGACAGGCAGAUUGCAGGUUGAGAGACGGCAGGGAUUGGUCGGGUGGGAUGAAGAGGAUGAAGAGCGGGAUGAAAGGAUGUCAGACUGUGACAGUCUGUUUUCUCUGGAUUCCCUCUCCUCCGCUUAUGCAACAUCUUUAGUAGAACAGCUGAAACAUGAGGAAGCAGCUCAGAGUGAAACAGAAAGUGAGGACAGUCAGAUGUCCAAAGACUCCCUGGCUUUGAAAAGCAGUGGGAAACACUCUACAGUGGAACGAUUCAGCCGAACAGUGGUACCAACGUAUUCGCUGGUGACAGAUUGUUCUCAUUCACCCAUAAGAGAGAACAAGGCAACAGAGGGGUGUUUGGAAAGGGGCUUGUGCCAUAAAACUCAGGUAAUGCUGUCGGACACACAUAGGAGUAAACAGCGAUACCAAAAAACCAGACACGAAGAUGAAACCUGUGGAACAAAGACUCAUUUAUUGCAAAUCAAAGAAACGGUGCACGCGCUGUUUGAGGAGCCUGCUGCCAGUAGCCCACGCUCCCUGAGUAGCUGUGUGAAGGAUCCAGAGAGCCCGCUGGCGCUAACAGGUGCCUGGUCAUCCACCGAUGCAGCAGACAGUCCUGGGACUCCCAGGGAUCCCCUACUUUUCCUAAGGAAAACAAUGUUCAGAAGUGUGGAAAACUGCCCUGUGAGUUCAGACAUGUCUGACCAUGACAGCCCAAUCAAAGGCAGGAGCUCAACUUCCUUCAGCUCUGAAGGUGUAAACGUCACAGUGCAGCAACCGAACCGUGAUGUUUUAAAGGAGCACCUGAUUCAUCCGACACUAGAAGAAGCCCAAGACGUAGAGCAAUUGAGGCAACACUGGGAAAACAUGGAAAAGACGGUUACAAAGAGUUAUGCAGCUGCCACCUUAGAUGGUUCUACCUCCAUGCCGCCCACUGGGACUCGUCACACAAUACAUUCGCUUCAGGCAUCUGCAAAUGAACAUGAUUUAGUAGCUGGUGAUGUCACCAUGUCUUCUGACGCUGAAAUGGGCAUAUCAGACAAGCACUCGGAUCUCACAAGCCAAGAGAGUGCUCUCCAACUAUUCCCUGAAGAGGCGGAUCAGUGCAAUCGAAGUACUCCAGGAGAGAAGUCGAAAGAUGAACAGCGGCAUCAAACUGUGAGUACCACAGAUCAAAACAAAGCCCCUGAGCAACACGCUGUGCUACAGCAGGACAAUGUUAAGUCUGCAUGUAAAAAUUCCAGGAAGAGGAACAAAGACCAGGAUCCUUUUACGGGCAGCCUGAAAAUUCCAAAAAGGAGCAGCAGCGGCGAAUUGGUAACGUCAUGUGUAGCAAAACCUGGCAGUGGGGAAGAUAUUUGUCUGGAUGGAAAUAAUAACAGCAGUGAGGAGCAGUCAGACAUAACUGACGACCAUGGCACAGAAGCUGAAGCUGAAGCAGUGCCACAUUCUGAUUCACAGAGCAGGGAACAUGGGCGGUUUGAUUGUGGUGAGAAGUGGCCUCUGAGUGGUUCCUCUGUGGGAGAUCGAGAGGUAUGUGAUGAAAAAAGUGCAACAAGGAACAAGGAGCAAGUCGUUGGACCAACAAAAGGGGCAGAAUCCCACAUUGAUGACUUCAGAAAAACUGAAGGACAUCCAAAACACGCAUGCAAGACGGAUGCUAUUUGUAGCGCCAUUGAUCUACGGAUCUCGGAAGUUGUGAAAAAACACAUGACUUUCUCACUGAAUGGCAACGAUGGUGACAGGAGGAGGAUCUGCCAAAGCCUGAAUGACUUGGCAUCUUGUAUGUUUUCCUGUACCAGCAUUGAAAAGCUGCACAUAGACAGGAAGAAAGAUGAGAUAAAACAAGACACAGACCUCAGUGGACCUGCCAAGACGAGCAGCCAUGAGGAGUCUGGCAGGCCCAGCUCAGCCACUGGCUUCUCUUCAGUGGGAAAAUGCAGCGACGAGCAUACUGUGGAAAAAGAUGCCGUGUGCCAGAAACAUAAUGCGAGAAAGCAAAAUGCAACUUCUCAACCUUAUUUUUCCAUCAGUGAUGCAAGCUCAGGGGAAGUGGACGACCACGCCUGUUCUGCUCCUGCGCUUCAUAUAUUGACUGGAAGCCCAUCCGCCGUGGCUGAUGCUGCGAGUAGCCAUGUACAGGUUGAUGUUAUGGAAGCUGCACCUGAUGCUGGACACGGAGAUCGUUAUUCACGCAAAGAAAAGUCACCGAGGACGAUUGAUGUUUUUGAAAAUACUUCUGAUGCCAUGAAACUUUUAUCUGAUGGGAGAUUUGAACAUCUUGGACCUGUCAGUCUUCACAAUGAUGAGAGAUCCACUGAUGAUGAUGCUGUUGGUUAUAGUCAUAACGAAAGAACAGAAGGCCGGCUGGAAGAAAACAGGAGUCCACAAACUCAGCCUGAUGCCUUGGCUCAGGCAUAUGUGAUAAAUGUGAAUCACAGCAAUAAAUGCCACGAUAGAUCAAAUAUGCAACCUACGUUUGAUAGAAAUAAUCAAAGUGACAGCAAUUUGAAAUAUGAAAUAAAAAAUGGCAUUGGGACGCAAACCCGUCAAUCUGAAGCACAGGCUGCAAAAGUCUUAUCAGGGUCAAAAUGUGACGCACCUGUUUCACAGCAGAGUGAACACUCAGAGGCAGAGUUGAACGCAAGUCAUUUUGCUCUUAUGCCCAAAAAGGGACGAACUAAGAGGUCUGUGAAGACCAAGACGCUGACUGGCUCCUCUUCCUCUGAGUCGUCUGUUAAGUCAUCAGAUGAGGAUGAGGAUGGUGACGACGCCUCCCGAGUCCAUCGCGGCUUGCUCUUUUCAAAACGGGUGACGCUUGGCAGCCAGAGUAGUGACAAGCAGGAUGUCAAGCAGUCUGGGAGUAAUGAUGCUCGCACGUCUUCUUCAUUCUCAGCAGGCAAAACUGAAAAGAGGACACGUGGGGAAAAAUCUAGCAGCGAACGCCUCCAAAAAAGACACUCUCUCCCUCCUCAACCAUCAGCGCGGACGGCGGACGGAGGAAAUCCCCCCCCGUGUGCAGCGCGUGCACUGAAGUGCCAGGACUCCCCUCUGCAUUUUGCAUCCAGCGACAUCAACCCCUUCGUGCACCAGUGGCAGGGUGACUCGAACCAGCCAAGCUACAGGAGCUCGGCGUUCGGCAGCGCCGCCGACAUCUCCUGCAAGUCUCCGCUUCUCGGCAGCACUGACCAACGCAUGACCAGAUGCUGCAGCGUCGGCAACGGCUUGAACGAGCACAACUCUCCUUUCCAUUCGCACCUAAGCGCGUUUGCCACCAACAAAGGCCUGUCCAGUACACUGAGCAGUAUAGAGGACUGUAAGGAACGCGUGAGCGCGACAUCGCAGCAUCAGGCCUGCGUGGACGUCAACAGUUGCCUGGCCGGUCUUACAAUAAACAGCGGGUCUUCAACUAACGAUGCUUCAUGUGCUUUUGGAAACCGCUCGAGUCACGUGGAUGAAAUGGUGUUUGUUUACUCAUCGGAGCACGAGUCCCAGGAGGGUAAAACGGAGGCCGGAAGGAGGAGGACGUGUGAACACAGCACCCAGACUGUGCUUACAGUGAACGCUAGUAACUGUAGCAGGAGGAAGGAUCGUCACAGGAGGAGUAACACAGACGUGCCGAGAGCGCAGAGGAAGAAAGUGGAUAUUAAGGACUCUCCUACGUGGGCCAGCAUGGAAAGCAUGUCAGCGCAGCUCUCCAGACUGAUCGACAGCACCUCGGACCUGCUGGGAGAUGUCCAGGAAAUGAGAACGGGCGAAGUCCACAGGUCCGGCUUGAGGAGGAGUGUCAACUUGUCAAAUCUCAGCAUCUCUCAUUGCAAAUCUAGUGACACUAGCACCAGGGGAGACGGCUCAACUCGAAGCGCAGUAGAUGCUGCGAUCCAGACAGAAAAACAGGUGUGGAAAGAAGCUGUGGUGCAUCCGACGCCCCACGGAAGCUCUCGUGAAGUUAAUGUGAUAGUUAAAGUGAUUGGUUCUGAAGGUGUCGCUGUGGCUCUAGGCCGCGAUGUGCACAGUUUGGUGACAGCACCAGAAAGCGCAGAUGAAAAGAUGGAGACCAUCCCCGACCUGAGAUUUAACAGCACCUCAAAAGCAGAAAGCAGCUCUGCAGCCGAACAUCAAAGGCACGGAAGAUCGCUUUCUUCCAGAGCCUCAAAGCAGCGCGAGCCUGAAGCGCUGCGACCCGCAAGCCUUGCUCUGCCUGAAAUCAAUCAAGGAGCCUCAAAACACCGCUGCCGAGGCGUUCGUAGCGCUCGUCAGGCAAAUGAUGCAACGUACACAGACCGCGCAUGCUCGCCCAUACUCACCGUGGGAGCCAGGUUGGGACAACAGUCGUCACGGUGUCCUUCAAAAAGUAGAAAUCAAGCUGAGGAUGGCUUCACUGAGGUGUCCAGCAAACAAACAGUGAGUCAAACGAGUCAUUCAAGCACAAGUAGAUCUGAUAAAUGCUCUGCAAAGCUCAUGUCAUCUCCAGGCAGUUAUGUGGAGGCUGUAAUGAGAAAUGCUCCCUAUAAAGAUGAGGACUAUCACCAGCACAGGGAUACUGCGCUCAAUCACAUCUGUCCCGUGUUAAGUCCACCUGCUUCGCACAAACAGGAGGCUAAAGCUAAACAUGGACGGCCCUCAGGCUACAAACGGCCUGCAGUCGAGUCUGUGGAUUUUUGUAUUGACUCCCACGUCUCGUCGCCAGUCAGAGACACCACUGCUGAGCUGCAGGAGGACGACAUGGUGUCACUGGCACCCAGCGAGUGCAACACGGACGUGCUUGUGAACAUGAAGCCCGUCGCCAGCGUUCCCCCGUGCCGGGGCCGCUCCACGGUCCCCGAGGAUCUGCCCAUGCACAACAAGUUCACCAACUGGUCUGGGAUCAGCCCUCAACGGCCGAAGGCCUGCGACAAAGCGGCCAGAAGCCACGACGGGUGGGAGGAGACGGACGCGGAGUCCGUGGCGCAGAGCCGCGCGAGGGCGAGGGAGAUCGAGAGGCUGCGAAAGGAGAGAGAGCGGGUGAUGGCGAAGGUCAACCUCAGCGUGAACCCGACGCCGCUGAGCGUGGAGCUGACGGAGGCCAAGCUGCAUUACAGGCUGGGAGAGACGGACGCGCUGUUGAAGAUGCUGUCACCAGGCUCCAGGGACGUGGAGGCAGAGAGCCCUGCUUCUAACAAACAGCAGGUCCAUGACCGCCACUACAGAAGUAUUGAGGAUUUGAGGAACGAGAGGGAGGAACGUAUCCAGACUUGUGGUCUGAAUCCCAGCAAACACCACUGCCCCUGUCGUCUCCACGCCGUCUGCUCGUCCGCGGCGUCUGAGCCCAGCCGGUGCGAAGAAUCCCUGCAACAGCUCCGCCAAGAGGUGACGGGCGGCACCAGAAUGCCGGAGCCCUGCGGAGAAGAGGGCCCGUAUCCGUCCGACAUAGAGCAGCUGCUGCGUGACUACAGCCGAGCGCGCGAGGAAGCCAGGACGGAGAUCGCCAAAGCGCGAGAACGACUGCGGGAGAGGACGGAGCAGGAGAGGAGGCGGCUUCAGCAGCAGAACCUUUCUCAGGAAGUGAAGGAUGACCUGAGGCAUCGAACGAGAAUUAGCAGCAGCACUUUGUGCACUGGAUCCAGCCUGAGUCUGUCCUCUGGACCCACAUCAGGCUACAAUAGUGGCAACACACUACAGCUCCAACACGGCAGCAAACUGGAUCUGACUUCACAGGCUUUAGGGUUCCAGGACUCUGGGCUGAAGGUCAAGACCCGUCCUCCUGUAUGUGAGACUCACAGUGUGCAGACACAGAGAGGCUCUCUGUCCACUCAGGACGUCCUCCUGGAGCCUUCUGUCACUAAGUUUGAGCCUCUGGUAACUUCCUCUCCAUCCCCUCACACUCGCCAGCGCCGACGCGCCGCCUCCUUUGGCUCCCCGUCGUCUAUAUCCACAACCUAUCAGGACAUCACGCGUGUUCUCCUCGGCAGAGCUGUGGCCGAGGUGCAUCUAGCUUCUUCCGGGGAUUUGAGCAAUCUAGUAGUGGCCGAAGCUGCAGCAGGAGGCUGGAGGCACCAAGGGGAGGAACGAGGGAUCCAGGCUUAUUACAGGCCUUCCUCCAGCCCGUCCGUCCAUAGUUUCCUGGCUGCUGGCGAGCUGGACAGACCUCAGCAGAACCUAUGGAACACAAUCUGCCAGCUGUCUAAGAGCCACGCGUAUCAUCCGUCAAUCCGCUCUGUCCGGACACGACCACUAGAUGACAGCACUCAGCUUGUCUACAUGCUAACAGAUGCGUCCGGCUGCCACCUCAGCCAGCCGCGGGAUUUCUGCUGCAUCAGCACCGAAUCCAAGCAGGGUGGCCUGUGUGUGCUGGCAAUGCAGUCGGUGUUCGAGGAGUCGAUGCCUCGUCCCAGCGGUGAUGCCGUUCGGGGGGAAAUGAUGCCAAGCUGCUGGGUCCUGCAGCCGGUGAAACGAGGCGGGCGAGAAGUCACCAGGGUCGUUUACCUGCUGCAGGUGGACCUGGGAUCUCCAAGCUUUCCUCAGCGGCUCCUGAACACCGUGGCCAGAAGACAAGCAGCUGUCAUCGCUGACCUUGACGUGUUCCUCACAUCAGCAGCGAGCACUUAGACUAAACUCCACCAGUCGUGGAGUUUCGUCUGCUUUUUCAGUUUGCACUCGAAGUUUAUCUACUUGACCUUUUUUUUUUCAGCACUGUGUGAUUUUUCAGUUACGUGUUUUCUACCGGCUUUUUGUAUGAAGGUAUUUUUUUAAUUAUUAAAUAUUGAAGCUGUAUUUUUAUAUUUGUACAUACACAUGAAUGCCUUUACAAUCAUAAUACUUACCAAAGAUCUAGUUUAGUUCCAAAACAAUGAUCUGGUGUAAUGCAGUUAAUGUAUUGUGUUAAGCUAGUUAUUUCAGGGACGCUUAAUCUAAAUGUUUAGUUCUAAACACCUGCCACCGAGCUCAUGGGAUCAUCUGAUGUUACGCUGAUGUAGUUGCAUGUGAGCAGGUGUGUUCAGCAGCGUCACAGACCUGGUGGCAUCACUUUGUACCACGUCAAGCAGUGACUUACCCGCUUUGUUGUAAUGUAUUAGAGUAGAAGUAGAGAGAAAUAUCCCAGAUGUUGUGAUGAAAGCUAAAAGGUUGAGACGCACAUCUACAUCAGGUGAGGUUUCCUUUUGAACCUGAGUUGUGCUGAUGUGUUGAUCCACAGUCAAACACAUGAAGGAAACAUUUAGACAGAUAUUACUUGAUUUUUUUCUACCAUUUUUUUCCGAGGGACUGCAAAUAUUAGACACUAAGUGACCUUAACUUUGUAGACACAUCAUCAGAGCAAAAGGGAAAGCUAAACAUACUUUGUAAAAGGGACUGCAUAAAGGUUAUUAGGUAGUCGGAGGUUCUACAUGAUAGAAUGUGUCGUGUUUUGAAUGACGGUACAGUAGGACAGGCGGCGCAGCCCAUAGUUAAAUACAUAUUUAAAAGCAUUGGUUUAAAAAAGUGUUCAGCGUUUAUCAACUCUGACAAGAUUCAGACUUCCUGUGAAAUACUGUUUGUGGCUCAGCCUGUCGCACCACAUUUACAGUUGCAUACAGACCUUAAGCUGCGUUUCGCUACAUAUUUCUAUUCUACACUACUGGAUCUGAUGCACUGCAAGUAUUAACCACUGCAGCGAAUAAAGUGAGUUUUGGCUUAUUUGAGUGAAAGGGGAACUAGACCUUUUUAACCAAAGCUUUCUGGUGAGCAAGGUGCCAAGCAGACCCUCCAGCUGCUUUGUAGCAGGCCCUGACCUUUGACCUUCACCUCCGUUCUGUUCUGAGCAGUACUUUCUGGUACCAAAUCUGCAUAAGCUGAGUUUUGAGGGCUUUUGUUUUUACCUCUCACUGUUGUAAUUAUUUGUUCUUCCUACAUUGUGUGUUGUUCAAUGUUUCAAAGCAUGUGUGGUGCUGCUUACAGCUGCUUGCACAAAACCUUUUACACAUUAAUAUUAAUUUUACAUCUUAAAGUGUGUGUUUUCUAUUUAGCAGAGUCAGCAGCUAAUUUAAAAGGCCGUUCACAGUCCAAACCAAAUCCGCUGAAUCUAUACGUGAAGCCAUAUUUUAGUUGGUUCAGCAAAAGAAAAGGGUGAAAAGUGUUUGAAAUAUAUCUAAAAUGCUUAUUCAGGUGCAAGAAACAAUAUUUAUAUCGUGACUGUGUUUUAAGUGUAUUUUAUUAUAAACAACCUGCUUCUUGUUGCUAAAAGAAGUAAAUGCUUUUGUGAACGGA
Messenger RNA from Betta splendens (Siamese fighting fish), 11679 nucleotides. It is a transcript of the gene stard9, whose product is annotated as StAR-related lipid transfer (START) domain containing 9. The transcript is spliced from 32 exons. The record is from RefSeq and is a predicted model, not a curated record. NCBI's taxonomy places the organism in Eukaryota, Metazoa, Chordata, Actinopteri, Anabantiformes, Osphronemidae. The coding region runs from base 223 to 10044 and encodes 3273 amino acids. Gene Ontology annotation, molecular function: ATP binding; lipid binding; microtubule binding. Gene Ontology annotation, biological process: microtubule-based movement.